This is a messenger RNA of Salvia miltiorrhiza (redroot sage), 977 nucleotides long. Its product is annotated as gibberellin 2-beta-dioxygenase 2-like. The record is from RefSeq and is a predicted model, not a curated record. Gene Ontology annotation, biological process: response to light stimulus; gibberellin catabolic process. Lineage: Eukaryota; Viridiplantae; Streptophyta; Magnoliopsida; Lamiales; Lamiaceae.
UAUAUUCUUGUUGCAAGUAUAUCCAUAGAGAGAGAGAGAUGGAGAAUAUUACUGUAGGAGAUGAUCAUAUAGAGCUCCCAAUCGUAGACCUUAGGAGGGAGCGAUCAGAAGCUUCGAGAAUGAUCGUAAAAGCGUGCGAGGAGUUCGGAUUCUUCAAGGUGAUAAACCAUGGUGUGAAGCAGGAGAUUAUUUCUCUCAUGGAAGAAGAAGCUUCAAUGUUUUUCUCCAAACCCGUAUCCGAGAAGAACCGGGCCGGACCUCCGGAUCCCUACGGAUAUGGUUCCCACAAUAUUGGGUUAAACGGUGACGUUGGUGAGGUUGAGUAUCUUCUCCUCCAAGCCAACCCUCUUUUCAUCUCUCACAAAUCUAAAUAUAUCUCUUCCCAUCCCCAACAAUUCAGCUACGUAGUGAGCAGGUAUGUGGAAGCUGUGAGGGAGUUGGCCUGUGAGAUAUUGGAUCUGAUCGUAGAGGGAUUAUGGGCUGAGGCCCAGCCCGUUUCAACGCUUAGUGGGCUUGUUCGUGAUCUCGACAGCGAUUCCCUCAUCAGGCUCAAUCACUACCCGCCCACUGACGUCAGCCAGCCAUCGGCCCACAAGAUCGGGUUCGGGGCUCAUACCGACCCUCAGAUCCUUACAAUCCUCAGAUCCAACGGCUCCAGCGGCCUCCAACUCUCAUUGCAGGGUGGGGUGUGGGUCCCCGUUGACCCACACCCGCCCUCCGCUUUUUGCGUUAACGUCGGUGACGUCUUGCAGGCUAUGACGAAUGGGAGGUUUGUAAGUGUAAAACAUAGAGCUGUGGUGAAUUCGAUAAAGUCGAGAAUGUCGAUAGUUUAUUUUGCUGCGCCGCCGUUGCAUGCUACCAUAACUUGCAUUGCUUCAAAUCCUACUUAUCGAAGCUUCAGUUGGGGCGAGUACAAGAAAGUUGUCUACACGGGUAGGCUCAACGACUGCCGCCUUAAUCUUUUCAAACUCCACUGA